This is a messenger RNA of Emiliania huxleyi CCMP1516, 695 nucleotides long. RefSeq lists its product as hypothetical. Gene Ontology annotation, biological process: intermembrane lipid transfer; ceramide transport. Gene Ontology annotation, cellular component: membrane; cytoplasm; cytosol. The record is from RefSeq and is a predicted model, not a curated record. The coding region runs from base 105 to 629 and encodes 174 amino acids. Gene Ontology annotation, molecular function: ceramide 1-phosphate binding; ceramide 1-phosphate transfer activity. NCBI's taxonomy places the organism in Eukaryota, Haptophyta, Isochrysidales, Noelaerhabdaceae. The transcript has 5 exons.
CCGCGUGCGUCGCCACUUGCGGCGAGGGCGGCGAGGUGCAACUCGAGCCGCUGCUCUCCGCCUUCGCCUCUCUCCGGCGGCUCGGCGAGGCCAUCGGCCCGCUGAUGGCCCUCUCCGUCAAGAACGACGAGUCCAACGUCGCAAAGGUGCGCAAGGUGUGGGCGCGGCUCGCGGAGCAGCAGCCCGGCAGGGUGAGCACGGUGCGGCAGCUGCUCGAGUCAGAGCGCGAGGCGGGGAUCCACAAGCCGGGCGCUGUCCUCGCCGACCCGUCCGCAGCGAUGGCGCUGCUCUGGAUGCGGAGGACGAUCCAGUACUAUGUCGGGGUGAUGCAGGGGGUGUGCGACACGAGCGCGUCGCUCUCGUCCAAGUGUCGCACCGCCUACGGCGCCAUCCUCGAGCCCUUCCACGGCUGGCUGCUCAAAAACACAUUCUCGAUGGCCCUCGCAGCGGUGCCGUCGAGGGACGAGUUUGUCGCGCGCCUGUCGCCCAACCACCUCUCCUCGAAGGCGGUGCGGCGCAGCGCUUGCUUCAGCGACAUCCGCGUGGCCAUCCCGCUGAUGGAGCAGGUGGUCGCGCAGCUGCGCGCGCUCUUCGCCGAGCUCGACCUCGAAGACACGCGCAAGUCAUGACGCGUGUGCCCCCAAACCAUACGUAGCUGCUGGAGACCUCUCUUAAAGAUUAAAAAAAGAGCGGAC